Notolabrus celidotus (New Zealand spotty) is the source of this 4992-nucleotide messenger RNA. RefSeq names its product transmembrane protein 170A (gene tmem170a). The coding region runs from base 160 to 576 and encodes 138 amino acids. Gene Ontology annotation, biological process: endoplasmic reticulum tubular network organization. Gene Ontology annotation, cellular component: endoplasmic reticulum membrane. The transcript has 3 exons. The record is from RefSeq and is a predicted model, not a curated record. NCBI's taxonomy places the organism in Eukaryota, Metazoa, Chordata, Actinopteri, Labriformes, Labridae.
CCUUUCUGACGUCACUAGAAGUUGUGUUGACAGCUAGCACAGAUACCCCGAUGCUAGUUGGUCUUGCGUCAAGGCAAAUCCCUCACCGACAGACACUGAUGGUUUUCCCCGUCCGUUGGCCAUCUUUCAUUCAUGUGGAGUUUACUACAAGUGUGAGACAUGCAGGACAGGUUUAGUGAUCUAGGUUUUGCCCAGCAAAUACACGGUUUGAAUUUUGUGCCGAGAAAAAAUGGUACAUACCGAGGAAACGACACAUCUCUCAGCGACUUCUCAGAGAUGUGGUAUGGAGUGUUUCUGUGGGCGGCCGUCUCCUCUCUGGUCUUCCACCUACCUGCUGCUCUGCUCUCCCUUGCUACACUGCGACAGCACAAGAUGGCUCGCUUCAUGCCCCUUGCCAUCCUACUAAUGGGCAUUGUUGGACCAAUCUUUGGGGGAGUCCUGACCAGUGCAGCCAUAGCAGGAGUGUACAAAGCAGCGGGGAAGAAGAUGAUCUCUCUGGAGGCUCUUGUAUUCGGUGUCGGACAGUCGUUUUGUGUCCUGGUCAUCUCCUUCCUCAGGGUACUUGCCACCCUUUAGCAGCACGGAGGCCAGCCUGUCUGGCUCAGAUCCUGCCAGCUCAGUCUGACAGCAGUUGCACCUUCUCCCGAACAUGACCUGAGUUUAUCAUGGUAACAAGACUUGAUUCCUGUCAAACCCUGGGAAAGAUGGAAACCAGUCAGGCCAGGACAUGAUGUCAUUUCCAACUCAUGGAUGAGGACCAGACAAGACUUUUCACACUUGUUGUGUAAGCAGCACUAAGCCUUCUGACAUUAUGAUGUCCACUGCAGGACAGCACAAUGCUGCGUUCACAUCACUGCUUAAAACGAUGUCCUCAGUUGAUUCCAAAGUGAAGAAAAAACGUGAAUAGUCAUGAUUUAAUAACGUUCCCUGAUGUGAAGGCAGCAGGACGCUGUGGUUACAGGUUAGCAGCAGGAUGACACUAACCUUUCUCAGGGGAUCUGUGUGUUUGUGUGUUUUUGUCUCUGUCACUGAUGGUUCGACUCCAUGCAAUGACUGCAGAGAGACAGAAAACAGGAGGAUGAUGGUUUUAUGCAAGAAUCUGGCUGUUUCCCUUGGAGGCCUUAAUUUCUAUUUUCUAACUUCCAAAGUGGUUUUUAUCUUCAGGGCUGUCUCUUGCUGCUCUUUUUGUUCUUCCUCGUUUUUUUUAGUUCAAAUGAGUUAAAGUCCAACUGCCUGUGUGUUUUUUUUAAAAUUCCAAAUUAGUUUGAAGCACCUGAAACACGUUCCCUUCAAGCUUUAUGAGGACACGACUAAGGAGGGGUUUGCAGACGUAGAUGUAGGUUUUAGAGAACGUUUUAUGUUUUCUUUCUCAUCUCUUGUUUGUUUCUGAGCAGAUCAGAGGAUUGAACACUGGGCAUCAAUGUGCUACGAUUACUGAACAAACCCAAAUACGGGAACCUUUGAUUUUUUUAAAAAUCUCUAUGAAUGAUAGUUUGUUUUACUGAUGUGUCAUGAUGUGACAUUUGUAUAUAUUCUAAAUUAUUUCCAGGUCUUUGUAGCUUUUUUAUCUUUAAGACCAAACAUGAACUUCUUUUUGAUUUUUCUGCGCACAAUGUGGAAACAAUGUUUGAACAGAAGUGCACUCCCUCAUUGUUUUUAUGGGCUCAUCAAAUUCUUCAGUCUUCUCUGGCUGAAUUAGUUUAGUUGCUUUUGGUGAUUGACAAGUGCUUUUAAUUAGUUUCUGAUGGGAAACUUGCAUAUAUAUAUUUUUAAAUGUUAAAACUCCUUAUUGUUUGCAGGAGUCACCAUUAAGUUUUGAUUUUAUUUCUUUUUAACUUUGACACGGUAAAAAGCUGCCUCGGUUUCAUUACAAACAACAUGAAAUAAUUCUGCCAUCAGCCUGACAUGAUUCAGCUCCAUUCACGCUGGUUUUUGUUCGGACAGUUUCCUCUUUAUUGUCAGAGUUAGAUCCACUUUCAGGAGGUCCAGGGGCAGCAGUAAGCUCUGAAACCCAGGAUUCCCCAAGUUUUGAGCUUAAAUAUUACCCCUGUCACUCUAAUAUCACAAGAAGUCAAAUUAAAAAGGUGACACAAAGUUCUUUAACAAGAAGGGGCUUUGAAUUUAGAUUGAAUUAAAAUCAGCCUCUAUACUUGAAAUGAGAUCCCUGUAUUUUUACUACUUACAUGUUUAAUAUUUUGGGGUCUAUCAGGUACAACAAUUUUUGAAAGGCUCAAUUCAAUUCGAAGGCUUAAGUUUGCAGCACCUUAAUUUGGUCUAAUGACAGCAAAGUAAUACCUGUAAUCUGCCCAAUUAGCCACUGAAACAAAGUGCUUGUUUUCAGCACCGACACUCUUGGUAUCCGAAAGCAGAGCAGAAAGGAUCCCAACAGAAACAAGGCUUUUAAUUCUUUUUAAAUCAGACAAAGCUGCACUCUCUUUUUAAAGCUACAGGACUGAGGACACAGGUUGAUUGUCUCCCCUGCUUCCAUCAGUGAGAGUUUUUUUCUGUCAGUGUUUAUUUCAUAAAUGCUGUGUUAAUCAGAGCCUUUGUAUAUUGGUUAAUUUGUUUGUAUUGUGUGACUUUAAGCAAACACAAUAUUUAUGUCAUCUAUCCAAUCAGCUGGGGACCAACAACUCCUGCUCUCUCAGCCCAAAUCCUUGCUUCUUGCUGAAGCAUUAUACUGGAGACAUUUUAGACACAUUUUUUCUACCUAAAAGACAUUUUAACUCAAAAUAUAUCUGGGCCAAGCUUUUCCUAUCUACCACACAUUUUAAUGCUGAAUUGAGCGUUAAUAACUUUUCUUGGAGUUUUUUUUAAAAUUUGGUUUCUACCCGACAUUCCAACUACAAUAUUUUCCUUUAUGUUUCUCCCUCCACUGUAAUACUCACACACUAUGAUAGUGCCCCAACAUGACCAGAUAUGCCUGCAACCCUGAAUGCAUUGAAGUCUCUUUAUCACCCUCUGAGCUGCAGCUUCAUCUUCAUUCAUUUGUCAGUGAAACCAGUUUCCUGGAAGCUGGUGGGCCAGUAAAUGUUAAAUGUGUUAAUAUUCACAGCACACAUGUAAUCUGAACUCACUGUUUUUUUCCUCAUAAUCCCUGUGAAGAAUUUAUCUAACCCUCCAAACCAAAGAUGGCUUGAAUUCUUCUUUGUGUACUCCACAAGCUACACUUCAGUUGUGUAACAUCUAUAGCAAUUCUCUCUAAAGCGUUUGUAAAUAUGCAACAAAUCUGAUCGAAGCUUGAAUGUCCAGUUGUAGGCUUAGAUGAAGACGGGAAUUAAAAUGUAUACAAAGAGGGAAGGUCACGUUCAUACUGUAAUGAGUUGACUUUGAUGAGAGCGUACACAGAUUGUAAACAAAGUGUACACAAGUUCGGCACCCACUCCUUGUAGACACAUUUUAACUGUGAGUCGACUUUUGAAGCCUCCAGAUAUAAUCCCUCACCAAACUACUGCAUCCAAUCAAAACCAGAGCUCUCUGGAUUAAUCGAUUUAUUGUUUGGGCUUUAAAGUGGUUAGAGAUGUUGAGAGGUGUUUUGAAAAAAUACGUCAGCAGAGAAAUUAUUAUCUAAUAAAUCAAAUCUUACAGAUUACCAGAAUAGUUCACAAUGAAUAUAAAGCUUGCUCACUAGCGGAUGAAUCAUUGGAGCUUUAAUGUCAGUGAACAUUUCAGUUUUCUUCAGUGUAAAAAUUCAGUGUGUGGCAUUGCACUGUGCAUAUAUGUUGUGAGGUGUACUUAUUUAAGCAGACAUAAAUGAAAGUAUACAUAUAUGUUUGAUGAUGCGGUGGAAAAUCAGCAUCUCAUUGAAUUGCAGUCUGGCUGUCGCUGAAACAAAUGAGCCUUGUUUGGAUGAACUGUUGUCGAGCCCUCAGCCUUGCUUUUAUGCUGUACAAUUUGGAGAAUGUUUAUUUUUUUAUGGUUGUGUAAUUUCACUGUUUGUGUGUGCUCUCUGGUUCUGGUACAGCAGCACUUACUUUUAACACCUUGGCAUUGAUUAUUUAUUUGUUUAAUUUUUUAAUCCAUGUGUUAAUUUAACUAAUUUAGCCCUGAUACACAGUUGAAAACAAAACGAUUAGAUUUCUGAGCUUUCAGCACUUUUAUUUCUUUGACUUUGUGGAAUCAGUUCAUUACCCUGGCCCUUGUUAAAAACGAUUAAAUCAUUCCCAUGUUCUUGGGUAAUCAUUGGGUAUUAUUUCUUAAUUGUAUUUGUUAGAGACACCUUUAAAUGCUUAAACACACAGACUGGACUGUUCAGGACAAACCCUUUACAUGGGAUUGUAUUGUGUUCUUGGAGCCACUGAGCAGAUUAGUGUUAACUGUAGUUACGUGUUGAUUCACAAAAAUGCUAAUCUGAACUAAAAAAAAGAGUAAAGGUUAAGGAAAGUAGCUGCACGUGCCUGCUACGGUGAAAUCCAGCAGUUCAGUUGAAUUAGUUUUCUAAAGUUAAGCUUGAGUGGACUUACUUGUUAAUGAUUGACCCAAAUGAGAUACUGUUUUGAGAGGUGUAAACAACCAAACUAAUCAAACUGUUUCUACAAUUUGGACAUUUGUAGAGAUGAUCUCCAUAGAUUUUGAAAUACAACUAGAUCAUAACGGGAAAAGUCGUUCUUACAAAUUUAACUUUCUAUCACAAACAGGAUUUUUCAUGAGAAUUUGCAUCAGUUUUACAUUUCUGUCUAUUUCUCAGGCAGAAAUGAGCCUUCAUUUAUGACCAGUACAAACAUCGGUCUGAUUUCAAUGCAGACAUGUCAGAUUUAUUAUCCUCUCUGGUGGACUGCCACACAAGCAGCAGGCAAAGUAAAUAUCAGUAGAAACCCAAAUGUCAAGGUGAUCAGAUGAUCUGCUGUAACAGAACCGUUUGGUUUGGUCCAACGUUCCUGGACUGAUUUUGUUUAUUUUUCAUGGUUAAAAAUCAUUUAAAUGUUGAUUUUAACAGAGUAAAUUAAGUGCCAAUGGUUAAUAUUUUCAUGGAAUAAAAAUGUUUCAACUAUA